Urocitellus parryii (Arctic ground squirrel) is the source of this 4606-nucleotide messenger RNA. It is a transcript of the gene Smurf2, whose product is annotated as SMAD specific E3 ubiquitin protein ligase 2. NCBI's taxonomy places the organism in Eukaryota, Metazoa, Chordata, Mammalia, Rodentia, Sciuridae. Gene Ontology annotation, molecular function: ubiquitin protein ligase activity; SMAD binding. Gene Ontology annotation, biological process: protein ubiquitination; proteasome-mediated ubiquitin-dependent protein catabolic process; negative regulation of BMP signaling pathway. The record is from RefSeq and is a predicted model, not a curated record. Gene Ontology annotation, cellular component: cytoplasm.
AGAAGUGGGAGGAGGGGGGAGCUCAGCGUCCCGCUCCCCCAGCGGCUCAUGGCGACGACGCUCGGCACAUCCGGGACCCUCCGGCCGAGGCGGCCGCGGCGCCGGCUGCUCGGGCCCGAGCCCCGGCCGCUGUGGUGACUCCGCCGCGCCUCGCCGUCGCCCCCGCCCCGCCCGCCGGCCCGGAGCGCCGCCGCCGCCGCCGCCGCCCCCGCCGCCGGGGACAUGUCUAACCCCGGAGGCCGGAGGAACGGGCCCGUCAAGCUGCGCCUGACAGUACUCUGUGCAAAAAACUUGGUGAAAAAGGAUUUUUUCCGCCUUCCUGAUCCAUUUGCUAAAGUGGUGGUUGAUGGAUCUGGGCAAUGCCAUUCUACAGAUACUGUGAAGAAUACACUCGAUCCAAAGUGGAAUCAGCAUUAUGACCUGUAUAUUGGAAAGUCUGAUUCAGUUACAAUCAGUGUAUGGAAUCACAAGAAGAUCCAUAAAAAACAAGGUGCUGGAUUUCUUGGUUGUGUUCGUCUUCUUUCCAAUGGUAUCAACCGCCUCAAAGACACUGGUUAUCAGAGGUUGGAUCUAUGCAAACUUGGGCCAAAUGACAAUGAUACAGUUAGAGGACAGAUAGUAGUAAGUCUUCAGUCCAGAGACCGAAUAGGUACAGGAGGACAAGUUGUGGACUGCAGUCGUUUGUUUGAUAAUGAUUUACCAGAUGGCUGGGAAGAAAGGCGAACUGCCUCUGGAAGAAUUCAGUAUCUUAACCACAUAACAAGAACUACACAAUGGGAACGCCCAACACGACCGGCAUCUGAAUAUUCUAGUCCUGGCAGACCUCUUAGCUGCUUUGUUGAUGAGAAUACUCCAAUUAGUGGAACAAAUGGUGCAACAUGUGGACAGUCUUCAGAUCCCAGGCUGGCAGAGAGGAGAGUCAGGUCUCAACGACAUAGAAAUUAUAUGAGCAGGACACAUUUACACACUCCUCCAGACCUACCAGAAGGCUAUGAACAGAGGACAACGCAACAAGGUCAGGUAUAUUUCUUACACACUCAAACUGGUGUGAGCACAUGGCAUGAUCCAAGAGUACCUAGGGAUCUUAGCAACAUCAAUUGUGAAGAGCUUGGUCCUUUGCCUCCUGGAUGGGAGAUCCGUAAUACUGCAACAGGCAGAGUUUAUUUCGUUGACCAUAACAACAGAACAACACAAUUUACAGAUCCUCGACUCUCUGCCAACUUGCAUUUAGUUUUAAAUCGGCAGAACCAGUUGAAAGACCAACAGCAACAGCAAGUGGUUUCAUUAUGCCCUGAUGAGACAGAGUGUCUGACAGUGCCAAGGUACAAGCGAGACCUGGUUCAGAAACUGAAAGUCUUGCGGCAAGAACUUUCCCAACAACAGCCUCAGGCUGGCCACUGCCGCAUUGAGGUUUCCAGGGAAGAGAUUUUUGAGGAGUCAUAUAGACAGGUGAUGAAAAUGAGACCAAAAGAUCUCUGGAAGAGAUUAAUGAUAAAAUUUCGUGGAGAAGAAGGCCUUGAUUAUGGAGGGGUUGCCAGGGAAUGGUUGUAUCUCCUGUCACAUGAAAUGUUGAAUCCGUACUAUGGCCUCUUCCAGUACUCAAGAGAUGACAUCUAUACAUUGCAGAUCAACCCUGAUUCUGCAGUGAAUCCGGAACAUUUAUCAUAUUUCCACUUCGUUGGACGAAUAAUGGGAAUGGCUGUGUUUCAUGGACAUUAUAUUGAUGGUGGUUUUACAUUGCCUUUUUAUAAACAGUUGCUUGGAAAGUCAAUUACUUUGGAUGACAUGGAGUUAGUUGAUCCAGAUCUUCAUAACAGUUUGGUGUGGAUUCUUGAAAAUGAUAUUACAGGUGUUUUGGACCAUACUUUCUGUGUUGAACAUAACGCAUAUGGUGAAAUUAUUCAGCAUGAACUCAAACCAAAUGGCAAGAGUAUCCCUGUUAAUGAAGAAAAUAAAAAAGAAUAUGUCAGGCUCUAUGUGAACUGGAGAUUUUUACGAGGCAUUGAGGCUCAGUUCCUGGCUCUGCAGAAAGGGUUUAAUGAAGUGAUUCCCCAGCACCUGCUGAAGACAUUUGAUGAGAAAGAGUUAGAGCUCAUUAUUUGUGGACUUGGAAAAAUAGAUGUCAAUGACUGGAAGGUAAACACCCGGUUAAAACACUGUACACCAGACAGCAAUGUCGUUAAGUGGUUCUGGAAAGCUGUGGAGUUUUUUGAUGAAGAGCGACGAGCACGAUUGCUUCAGUUUGUGACAGGAUCAUCUAGAGUGCCUCUGCAGGGCUUCAAAGCACUACAAGGUGCUGCAGGCCCACGCCUCUUUACCAUCCACCAGAUCGAUGCCUGUACUAACAACCUGCCAAAAGCCCAUACCUGCUUCAAUCGAAUAGACAUUCCGCCCUAUGAAAGCUAUGAAAAGCUCUAUGAAAAGCUGCUAACAGCCAUUGAAGAAACAUGUGGAUUUGCUGUGGAAUGAUGAACUUCAAGGACUUACCCAGACUCUAUUUAUACCCCUGACUGACAGCCUCCCUUCAGCAGAGUUUAAAGAAUGCUGAAAUACAGGAAAACGCCCUCCCCCCCUUUUAAAUUUUAGGACACUGUGAGGGGAAAGGACAAUUUUGAAAUUCCUUUUCAAGGAAAAAAAAAAAAAGUCUUUAUGCUUUGCCAUGAGGACACAUUCAGCUGCUAUUAAAAUUAAUAUCUUGAACCUUACAGAAUGCUGACUUUUCCUGCAUUUCCAGAGUUAGGCAGUAUUCUACACUUAAAGACUACUACUAUUUUUAUAAAAGGUAAUCUAUUCAGAACGCUUCACAGAUUUCAAGUUUUUCAUACAUCAAGACAACUUCAGCAGUCGGUACAAGUCACAUUUCAUUUUGAUUGAAUACAUGAUUUUGAACAGCUCCUGUACUUGCUCUUUGUAAAAAUAAAUAAAUAAAGUUAUUUUGAAUUAUUCUACCUUUGUAAACAAUUGGCUAAAAAAAUCAUUAUCUUUGAGAAAUCAAGCCAUUUACAUGUUUAAUCAUGUUUUUCUAUAGAGCAUUAUAUUUUGCAUUAUGUGGUUCAACCUAGCCUAUGUGGGUUGUUUUUAUAUUUUUCAAGCAUGGAUUUCCUGGAAAUACAGCUGUAUAAUUUUGGUUAUCAAAUUCAUAAUACAACCAUUUAGUCUAAACUUAGUAGUUUAGUUCUUAUCUAAAAUAUGUUCAGGGGUUCCUGUUUUUAAGAAGACUUUAAAGAAAAAAAACAACUGAUGUUUUUAUCUUGAAUCAAUAUGAUCAGGAGUUUUUGGAAUUACUUUUCACCUUAAAUUGAAAUACUGCAUUUUUAUAGUUUCUCAGAGCAUGUGGAAGGGAUAGGAUUUUCAUUCUUUUGCUGGGUCAGCUUGUCUUUAGUAUAUAUACUGCUCUUAUAAACCAAAGCCUCUAAUAAGUGCACCUAAUUUAUAUUUUAAUUACAGUGUAAGUGUCUAUCAAGUAAACCACGCUGGAGCUUUGUUUAGCUGCUUAUAACUUCAGUCAACUAAAAUUAUUAAGAAUGAAAAUUUUCUUCUAAAUAUUAUUUAGCAAGCUUUAACUCUGUGGUACAAAUCACUUUAAAAUGGAAGAAUUAAUUUUGGAAGUAAAGGAAUCCCAGUUCCCUAAGUGUUGAAAAUUUGCAUCUGACUUUCAAGGUGCGUGGCAUGUCAUUCAAUCCAGAAGGCAACCAAAACUCCGAGGUGAGAGAUUGGAAAAAUCUGAAAUCACAGGUGGAUUUUUAAAUUCAGCCAACAAAAAAUAUAUACCUUCUGUUUUUAAAAACAUUGAUGUGAUAUUUUGGACAACUUUUGGAUUUUGCAGUUUAAAUAUCAAGUGAAAAGAAUAUUUAUGUUCUGGUUCAUGUGAUAUAGUGGGUUCCAGUCUGUGUUUUUGAAGCCAAAGGGUUCCUCAGAGGUGCCUGAUGAGUGAUGGUUUAGAAAGGGAGGGAAAGCCUAGCCUAUCCUCAUCCCUUCCCCCUUCACCCAAAGCAGCUUCUAUUUUUUCUUUUAUAUAUUGGAAUUCUAAGUAAGCUUUCCUGGGGUGUGUUGGUAUGUGGGGGGGGGGGUAGGGAAAUGAGUAGGAUAAAACAAGUGGAGACUUUGCUGCUUUAAAAACAGUUUUCUGAAUAUUUUAAUGUAUUUUAUUUGGCCAAAUUUGACUGCUACAAAAACUAGUCAUAAUAACUGUGCAGCAGUAAUGUGCAGCUAUGCCAACCUUUCUUCCCACUGUUUUUCCUACUGCAUUCUUAGUACUGAAGAAAAUCUUGAAAUGUACAGAAAUGCUAUUUGAUUAUCAGUAAUUUUUAGCUUUUGUGAAAGUACAUUAGUUACAGGUCCAUCUCUCUUUUCUAUAAAGCACGAGUGCAGUUUGUAAUUGUGCCUACUCUUAUAAUAUUUCAGUAAAAAGUAAAUACACGAUGAAUAUUUUCUAGAAUUCAUAACUGACAGGGAUGCUGUAAUAAUAAAAUGAUAUUAACAGUUUUCAUGUACAGUAUAAAGAAAGCAGAGCUGGGCGCGUGGUGCUCACUUGUAAUUCCAGUUACUUGGGAGGCUGAUGAUCACAAAUUUGAGGUCAGCCUCAGCAAAUUACUGAGACCCCCAU